Messenger RNA from Sciurus carolinensis (gray squirrel), 993 nucleotides. Its product is annotated as sulfotransferase 1C2-like. The coding region runs from base 1 to 993 and encodes 330 amino acids. Gene Ontology annotation, molecular function: sulfotransferase activity. NCBI's taxonomy places the organism in Eukaryota, Metazoa, Chordata, Mammalia, Rodentia, Sciuridae. Gene Ontology annotation, cellular component: cytoplasm. Gene Ontology annotation, biological process: sulfation. The record is from RefSeq and is a predicted model, not a curated record. The transcript has 6 exons.
AUGUCUCUGGAAGGCUCCCAGAGAGUUUCCACUGGGACCAUGCUCACCCGGGUCUGCUUGGGGGCUUUCUCAGGCCCGCUGGUGGGCAGAACCACCACUUCCUACGGGGGUUCUGGGAAAAGCGGUGGCCUGAGGGUGAUGUGUCGCCCGGGGUGGAGUCUGCUUGUCACCCACGGAAGAUGCGAUUGCCAGGUGAAGGCAACCCUGACUCCUGGAGGUUGGCGCCCUGAAGUUCAUGUGGCAGCCAGUAGAACAGAUAAACCGUGCUCCGCUGGGCAGCUCAGUUGCAUCACUGGAGAGCCUUCUCCUGGCUCAGGAGUCUCACUCCCCAGAUGGCUUGGCUCUCGGGCCCCACCUACUUCAGGAGUUGAAGAUAUGACUUUGAAUGUGGCAAAAAGAAAGGCCAAGUGCAUGGUGCUGUCUGAUCUGGGCUUGUGUGCUCCCACAGAGCCAGAAGUGGCCCGGCUGGAGCCUGGUAUGUUUCUUUUUGUAGCUCGAAAUGCCAAAGACUGUAUGGUUUCUUACUACUAUUUCCAAAGGAUGAAUCAAGUACUAUCUGACCCUGGCACCUGGGAAGAGUAUUUUGAAGCCUUCAUUGAUGGAAAAAGGUGUUGGGGUUCCUGUUUUGACCAUGUGAAAGGAUGGUGGGAGAAAGACAGAUAUCAGGUUCUCUUCCUCUUCUAUGAGGACAUAAAAAAGGACCCAAAACAUGAAAUUAAGAAGGUGGCACAGUUCAUAGGAAAGAACUUGGAUGAAACUGUGCUGGAUAAAAUUGUCCAGGAGACAUCAUUUGAGAAAAUGAAGGAAAAUCCCAUGACAAAUCGUUCUACAGUUCCCAAAACUAUCCUGGACCAGUCCAUCUCCCCCUUCAUGAGAAAAGGAACUGUGAGGGAUUGGAAAAACCACUUCACAGUGGCCCAGAAUGAAAAUUUUGAUGAAAUCUAUAGGAAGAAGAUGGAAGGAAUUACCAUAAACUUCUGCCUGGAACUCUGA